Messenger RNA from Chrysochloris asiatica (Cape golden mole), 2015 nucleotides. It is a transcript of the gene ACOX1, whose product is annotated as acyl-CoA oxidase 1, palmitoyl. The transcript is spliced from 14 exons. Bases 30 to 2015 code for a protein of 661 amino acids. Gene Ontology annotation, molecular function: fatty acid binding; FAD binding. NCBI's taxonomy places the organism in Eukaryota, Metazoa, Chordata, Mammalia, Afrosoricida, Chrysochloridae. The record is from RefSeq and is a predicted model, not a curated record. Gene Ontology annotation, cellular component: peroxisome. Gene Ontology annotation, biological process: very long-chain fatty acid metabolic process; lipid homeostasis; fatty acid beta-oxidation using acyl-CoA oxidase.
CGUCACCGCCAGCAGCACCGCCUGAUACCAUGAACCCAGACCUGCGCAGGGAGCGGGCCGCCGCCAGCUUCAACCCGGAGCUGCUCACGCACGUCCUGGACGGCAGCCCCCAAAACACCCAGCGCCGGCGAGAGAUUGAGAACUUGAUUCUGAACGACCCCGACUUCCAGCAUGAGGACCCGAACUUCCUCACGCGCAGCCAGCGUUACGAGAUGGCUGUCAGGAAGAGUGCCACCAUGGUGAAGAAGAUGAGGGAGUUCGGCAUCGCGGACCCUGAGGAAAUCUUGUGGUUUAAAAACUUUGUGCACCGUGGGCGGCCUGAGCCUCUGGAUCUUCACUUGGGCAUGUUCCUGCCCACCUUGCUUCACCAGGCAACCGCAGAGCAGCAGGAGCGUUUCUUCAUGCCUGCCUGGAACUUGGAGAUCGUUGGCACUUAUGCCCAGACAGAGAUGGGUCAUGGGACUCAUCUUCGAGGUUUGGAAACCACGGCCACGUAUGACCCCAAAACUCAGGAGUUCAUCCUCAACAGUCCUACCGUGACCUCUAUCAAGUGGUGGCCUGGGGGACUUGGAAAGACUUCAAAUCAUGCUAUAGUUCUUGCCCAGCUCAUCACUAAGGGAACGUGCUAUGGAUUACAUGCAUUCAUUGUUCCUAUCCGUGAGCUUGGGACCCACAAUCCUUUGCCAGGGAUCACUGUUGGAGACAUUGGUCCCAAAUUUGGUUAUGAUGAGAUGGAUAAUGGCUAUCUGAAGAUGGACAACUACCGUAUUCCCAGAGAAAACAUGCUGAUGAAGUAUGCCCAGGUGAAGCCCGACGGCACAUACAUGAAGCCCGUGAGUAACAAGCUGACCUACGGGACCAUGGUGUUUGUCAGGUCCUUCCUCGUAGGCGCGGCCGCACGGGCCCUGUCGAAGGCGUGCACCAUUGCUAUCCGGUACAGCGCCGUGCGACACCAGUCUGAGAUCAAGCCGGGUGAGCCGGAACCUCAGAUUUUGGAUUUUCAGACCCAGCAGUAUAAACUCUUCCCUCUCCUGGCCACAGCCUAUGCCUUCCAGUUUGUAGGCGCAUACAUGAAGGAGACCUAUCACAGGAUCAAUGAAGACAUUGGCCAAGGGGACCUGAGCGAGCUGCCCGAGCUUCAUGCCCUCACUGCCGGCCUGAAGGCUUUCACCUCCUGGACCACGAAUGGUGCCAUCGAGGCGUGCCGGAUGGCUUGUGGAGGGCAUGGCUAUUCCCACUGCAGUGGGCUUCCCAACAUCUAUGUCAACUUCACCCCAACCUGUACCUUUGAGGGAGAGAAUACAGUCAUGAUGCUCCAGACGGCCAGGUUCCUGAUGAAAAGCUAUGACCAGGUGCACUCAGGAAAGUUGGUGUGUGGCAUGGUGUCCUACUUGAAUGACCUGCCCAGUCAGCACAUCCAGCCACAACAGGUGGCUGUCUGGCCCUCCAGGGUGGAUAUCAACAGUCCGGAUGGCCUGACCGAAGCAUAUAAACUCCGUGCUGCCAGAUUAGUAGAAGUUGCAGCCAAAAACCUUCAAGCUGAAGUAAUCCACAGAAAAAGCAAGGAGAUAGCCUGGAACCUCACUUCUGUUGACCUUGUGCGAGCAAGUGAGGCACAUUGCCACUAUGUGGUAGUUAAGCUCUUUUCUGAAAAACUCCACAAAAUUCACGAUGAAUCAGUCCAAGCUGUCUUAAGGAGUUUAUGCCUCUUGUAUUCUCUGUAUGGAAUCAGUCAGAAGGCUGGGGACUUUCUUCAGGGGAGCAUCUUGACGGAGUCUCAGAUUACCCAAGUAAACCAGCGGAUAAAGGAGUUGCUGACAGUCAUCCGCCCUGACGCUGUUGCCCUGGUUGACGCAUUUGAUUUUCAGGAUAUGACUCUCGGCUCUGUGCUUGGCCGCUAUGAUGGGAAUGUCUAUGAAAACUUGUUUGAGUGGGCCAAGAAAUCCCCACUGAACAAAACAGAGGUCCAUGAAUCUUACCACAAGCACCUGAAGUCUUUGCAGUCCAAGCUGUGA